Molecule: messenger RNA, 1629 nt
Organism: Closterium sp. Naga37s-1
Lineage: Eukaryota; Viridiplantae; Streptophyta; Zygnematophyceae; Desmidiales; Closteriaceae
Source: the annotation of a GenBank genome assembly
AUGCCCACUAAGAGCACCAAGAACGGUUGCGGUGGAAAGAAGGUGCGUAUCGGUAAGAACUGCGCCGCCGCCGAGAAUGACCCGCACUUCACGGGCGCGCACGGCACGCGGUUCGACUUCAACGGGCUGCCCGAGAAGAACUUCUGCCUGUACACGGAUCGCGCGGUGCACGUGAACAUGGGCAUGCGCGGGUACCUCGACUCGCGCUCCACGCAGAACGCCGCCCUCGUCGUCAACGGCUCCGCCGUGCGCACCUGGAUCCGCCAGCUAGCCCUCAUGUGGACUGACGCCGCCGACAGCGACAACACCGUGUCCGCUAAGCCCGCCACCCACUCGCUGGUGCUGACGGCGCGCGACGGCAAGGAGCAGCUCCGCGGCGACUCCGGCUUCCUGGCUUCCGCGGAGCUCGACGGCACGCACCUCCCCCGCCUCGCGCCCGGUGAAUCGCGCAGCCUCGCGGGCGGCAAGGUGUCGCUGGAGUUUGUUGGUGAGGAGAAGACUGGGCCGUACGACGUGGACCACUACUACCUGCGCAUCGACGGGCUCCUGGAGUUGGACCUGAAGCUGCGCCCCGCACACCCUCUGCUGCAGACACCUGACGACGCUCAGGUGCACAUCAACGUGAUGUUCACUGACGCGAGCGCGAGCAGCAGCGUGCAUGGCGUGAUGGGGCAGACGUACCGCGGCGGCAGGGAGGCGCGCACGGUGGAGUUCUCUCGGCUCGCUGCCAUGCUGCACCACCCCGUGUCUGCCGAUGGCGCGGAGGGCAAGGGCUUCCUGGACGGGCAGGUGAAGGACUAUGAGACCAGCGCCGUCACCGCCACUGACUGCCGCUUCUCUGCCUUCAACGGCCAGGAGCUGCGCUUGCUACGUCACGUGCCCUCUGACGCAUUCGCGCCAUCGCAUACCGGGUGCAUUCCCCAUUCCGCAUUCCCCAUUCCGCAUUUUCCAUUCCGCAUUUUCCAUUCCGCAUUCCCCAUUCCGCAUUCCCAAUUCCGCAUUCCCCCUUCCGCAUUCCCCCUUCCGCAUCCCCUCUUCCGCGCCGCCCCUUCCGCGUUCCCCCUUCCGCAUUCCCCCUUCCGCGUUCCCGCUUCCACAUUCCCCCUUUCGCGUUCCCCCUUCCGCCAGCCCCCUUCCGCAUUCCGCCUUCCGCCUUCCCCCUUCCGCGCUCCCCCUUUCGCGGUAACCCUUUCGCAUUCUCCCUUCCGCAUUCCCCCUGCCGCAUUCCCCCUUCCGCGUUCCCCCUUUCGCGUUCCCCCUUCCGCCAGCCCCCUUCCGCAUUCCGCCUUCCGCGUUCCCCCUUUCGCGGUAACCCUUUCGCAUUCCCCCUUCCGCAUUCCCCCUGCCGCGUUCCCCCUUCCGCGUUCCCCCUUCCGCAUUCCCCUUUCCGCAUUCCCCCUUCCGCAUUCCCCCUUCCGCCUUCCCCCUUCCGCCAUCCCUCUUCCCCCUUCCCCCUUCCGCAUUCCCCCUUCCGCCUUCCCCCUUCCGCAUUCCCCCUUCCGCAUUCCCCUUUCCCACUGCAGGCCACACGUUGUACCCUUGCAGGCCCCAUGUUUCCCCCUGAUGGCCCCAUGUUUCCCCCAGCAGGCCCCCUAUUCCCCCCAUGCCAGACCCAUUUCUCCCCCCUGA